AUGGCAUCUUGGAUGGACAACAUCCUGUUGCUGUCUGACAGCUACAAGGUGAGCCAUUGGCGACAGUACCCCCCUGGCACGCAGUACGUCUACAGCUAUUUCGAGAGCCGUGGCUGUGACCGAGAGGGCUGGGAAGAGGUUGUCUUUUUUGGUCUGCAGUACUUCUUGAAGCGCUACCUGUCCGGCAAGGUAGUCACGCGGGAGAAGAUUGAUGCAGCGACCAAAAUUUAUGCACAGCACUUCGGCGAUGGACAGACCGAGAAUCCCGAGUUGUUCUACAAGGAAGGCUGGGAGUACAUUCUCGAGAAGCAUGGCGGCAAGCUGCCAGUCAAGAUCAAGGCGCUACCCGAGGGCAUGGUGGUCCCCACCAAGACUGUUCUCAUCACAGUGGUGAACACGGAUCCUGCAUGCUACUGGCUCACAAACUUUCUGGAGACGCUGCUGGUGCAGGUCUGGUACCCCAUGACCGUUUGCACCAAUAGCCGGUACCAGAAGGUGUCGAUCCAGAAGUACUUGGAGGAGACCGGCUGCGAAGACUGGGCUCCUCCCGGAGGUUCUUCUUUCAAGCUGCACGACUUCGGCUUUCGAGGCGUCUCCUCGGUCGAGUCGGCUGCCCUCGGUGGCAUGGGCCAUUUGGUCAACUUCAUGGGAUCUGACACUGUCAUUGCCCUCUCAGCUGCGAAAGAGUACUACGGGGCCAAGAAGGCCGUCGGAUUCUCGAUCCCGGCCUCCGAGCACUCCACCAUAACCUCCUGGGGUGUGGACGGCGAGCUUGAUGCCAUGCGAAACAUGUUGGACCAGUACCCGACAGGCCUCGUGGCCUGUGUCAGCGACUCUUUUGACGUCUUCAAAGCCUGCAGGGAAUACUGGGGCGACGCGCUCAAGGACAAAAUCAAGGGCCGCAUCAGUGAGACCAGUUUUGGUCAGCUUGUGGUUCGACCGGAUAGUGGCGAUCCAGAAGAGACUUGCGUUGCCAUCAUGAAGAUCCUGCUUGAGCAAUUUGCAGACGACGUGACUGAGACCAAGACUGGGCACAAAUUGCUCCCUCCGUGCAUCCGCGUGAUUCAGGGCGAUGGGGUUGACUACGAGUCCAUUCCGAAGAUUUUGAAGCGCUUCAAGGAUGAAGGAAUUGCCGCUGCAAACAUCACGUUUGGAAGCGGUGGGGCCUUGUUGCAGAAGGUUAACCGCGACACCUUCAAGGUGGCGUUUAAGUGUGCGGAAGUCGUGCUCGAGAACGGCGAGGCCAGAGAGGUCUUCAAGGAUCCGCUGACAGACGAUGGCAAGGCCUCGAAGAAGGGGCGCCUGACGCUCCAAAAGGCGUCGGACAUCGUCAGCUACUCCCCAGAGGAUGUGUACAAACCGCGUCAAGGGCCAGAUGGUGUCAAAGGUGGAACCGGCUUCCUGCAUUUCACUCCAGAUGGCAAGUAUGUGACUGUGGCAAGCGGAAGGGGCGAUCCAGACAAGGAUCUGUUGGUGGAUGUCUUCGCUGACGGUGAGGUGCUGAAGGCAUCCGCGGAUCUGAUCUGUGGGCCACAGGCAACAACAGGUGGUGCGGGGAUGUGUGACGGACAGGGGCCUAAAAGCUGUUUAAACCGUUUUCAGGGAUCAUAA
Messenger RNA from Symbiodinium natans, 1611 nucleotides. The record is from the annotation of a GenBank genome assembly. Lineage: Eukaryota; Dinophyceae; Suessiales; Symbiodiniaceae.